GGCGCAGCCCGGGGCCAAGCCGGAGGCGCCCCGGAGCGCGGCAGGGGCCGCCUGGGGACCCGCGCUGGCGGCGGCCCCUGAACUGGCAGGAGCCAGCGGGCGGGAUGCGCCCCGCCGGGAGCAGGUGCCGGUUGCCUUUGCCUUUCCCGGCCAAUAGACACUCGCUGGUGCGAUGGAUGAAAUGAUGGAGCUGCGGACGGAUGGGAAUUCCCUGCUCAAGGCGGUGUGGCUAGGCAGACUCCGGCUGGCCAGGCUCUUGCUGGAAGGCGGGGCCUACAUUAAUGAAAGCAACGAGAAGGGAGAGACCGCUCUCAUGGUGGCCUGCCUCACUAAACACAUGGAUCAGCAGAGUACAGACAAAGCCCGGAUGGUGAAGUACCUGCUGGACUACGGGGCUGACCCCAACAUCCAGGACAAAGCCGGCAGAACAGCCCUGAUGCAUGCGUGCCUCAGAGGAGCCGGGGAAGAGGUCGUUUCUCUGCUGCUGGAGAACGGAGCAGACCCGAGCCUAGAAGAUCACUCUGGAGCCUCUGCUCUGGUUUACGCGGUCAACGCACAUGACCAGGACGUGCUGAAACAUCUCCUGAGAGCCUGCAGAGCUAAGGGGAAGGAGGUGAUCAUUAUAACUACGGACAAGUCCUCUUCAGGUACCACAGCCACCCAACAAUACCUUAACGUCCCGCCAUCGCCAGAGCCAGGGGAGAGGCGGCGCCCGGGCAUGUGCAUGACGCCUUCGGAGACUGAACUGAAAGCGCCCACUUCAGGGGCCUCAGCCGCUGCGAAGGAAGAGCCCUUCUUCCGCUUCCACCCCGCACAUGCCAGCGGGUGCCAGCCGGCCCAGGCCCUUCACGAGCCCUGCUCUCCGACCAGGAAAUUCUGCAACCCCAGAAGAGCCCGUCUGCCGCAGCUGAAGAGGCUGCAAUCGGAACCAUGGGGCUUGGUUGCACCUUCUGUUCUCGCCUCCUCUGCCCAUCCGGACGAGGCCAAGACGAUGCGUGCAGAUGAGGAAAUCAUCCUGGGCAUCAAUGACUUGUCGCUCCGCAGAAAGGGUUCCUUACCCAGGAACGGCAGCAGGAAGGGCAAAGACUUGUCCCUCUUCCCUUUGGGGGAUGACCAGGCUCUGAAGAUCCCAGCAACUUCUGUGCCGGGAUCAAGGAAACCACCCUAUGACAAAACUCAGGCCCUUCCUCAGUGCGUAGCCAGGAGGGGCGCUGUCCCUGCUGAGCCGGAGAACGCCAGCUCCGCCGGCUUGGGCUGCGCAGCCUGCAAAGACGCCCUGCCUCGGAGAAGGCUGGGGACUGCGCAUUACGAUUCCGAUUCACAGCUCUACUGUGACUCCAGCUCCAUUCUGGCCGAUGCGGGGAAGGUGCCUUUGGAGAGAAAACAGCUCACUAGUUCCCAUUUGGCUAUGUCCAACGGCUCCCGGGAAUCCCUGGACAGUACGUCCAGCACGUCUCCCGGCACCGGUCGCCGCAGGCCACCCAAUUUGCUGGAAAGACGUGGCUCUGGGACACUCCUGCUCGAUCACAUUUCUCAUACCCGACCAGGGUAUUUGCCUCCUUUGAAUGUAAACCCCAACCCGCCAAUUCCCGACAUCGGCUCUUACAGCAAACCGUCUUCCCCGCUCGCUGGGGGCUUCAAACCCAUAGUGCCCGCUGCUCCGAGUUCACCGAGAAGGGGUGACUUGCGAACCAAGAAGAAGCUGUUUCGAAGACACUCGAUGCAGGUUGAGCAGAUGAAACAACUCUCCAAUUUUGAGGAAAUAGUGGCCCAGUAGUUUGUAUUUCAAUGGAUUUUCCAUAAACACGCACAAGGUCCCUGCUCUCUUGUGCUCCACACAGGGGUGUCCCUGCGGCUGACACCCCCCACUCCAGGGCAGGGAUCAGAUCCCCACAGCCUUGCACCGUGCAGAGGUCUGGGCACCGGGGCCAAGCCAGGAGCAUUUUACACUCUCGUUGCCCAGCUGUGGAGACAACACCAGGUACAAACGGGGGGAAAUCAGCACCAAGUACUAAAAAUGUUUCUCUACUAGUGCCCCCAGGUCCGUGCUUUGUUCAGCAGGAUGGAUCUGGUGAAGAGUUGAUCACAGAGGAACCUAGAGUGUGAGACACACAAAGGAACAUGAUCCCCAUUCAUUCGUUCUCCAAUUCUCUGUCCUUGAUCUCUAGUCUUUCCUACCCACAUGGAAACUGUCCUGGGAUUGCCAGUGCCCGUGGGGCUGGUGUACUUCUCAAGUGCCUACCAGAAACAGAGCAGGGCUUCCUGCUGCCAGGGGGAGGAAGAGCCCAGCACCCCCGACCCACUGAAUGUAUUGACACCUGCCCUGAGCCGGAGAAGGGACAGGACUUCCAAGAAAUCUUAGCACUUUAACAGGCCGGAGAAUGGAGCAGAUCCACUCCUGGUGACACUCCAGUGCAACCAACAGGACU
Messenger RNA from Chelonia mydas (Green sea turtle), 2429 nucleotides. It is a transcript of the gene ANKRD34C, whose product is annotated as ankyrin repeat domain 34C. Gene Ontology annotation, molecular function: protein binding. The coding region runs from base 173 to 1777 and encodes 534 amino acids. The record is from RefSeq and is a predicted model, not a curated record. NCBI's taxonomy places the organism in Eukaryota, Metazoa, Chordata, Testudines, Cheloniidae. The transcript has 2 exons.